Molecule: messenger RNA, 1601 nt
Organism: Etheostoma spectabile (orangethroat darter)
Lineage: Eukaryota; Metazoa; Chordata; Actinopteri; Perciformes; Percidae
Gene: polr3h
Product: polymerase (RNA) III (DNA directed) polypeptide H
Exons: 6
Coding region: 307-951 (214 amino acids)
Biological process (GO): DNA-templated transcription; transcription initiation at RNA polymerase III promoter
Cellular component (GO): RNA polymerase III complex
Molecular function (GO): DNA binding; DNA-directed RNA polymerase activity
Source: RefSeq, a predicted model, not a curated record
UAGGGCACUGUCGUAAAUAAUCACGUGGAGGCAUCACGGAUGCUCCUGUGAGUUUGCUGUAGAAUAUUAUAAUUACCUGUAGUAUUUAUCUAGAUUUUGAACAAGUGUUGAUUAAAAUAAAAGUCCUCUGCGCUGUGGAAAAACAGGAAACGCUUCCCUGAAAACAGGCGACAGCUCAGCUGACGGUGCAGUCCGAUUGUUCUACCACAGCAGCUCUGUGUGUGUGUGUGUGUGAGCGUGAGCGUGAGAUUAUGUGUGUGUGACUGUGAGUGAGUAGCUACAUGCUCACAGGGUGCAGUGUGCAUCAUGUUCGUGUUGGUGGAGAUGGUGGACACCGUCAGGAUCCCUCCGUGGAACUUCCAGAGACAACUCAACGAUGCCAUAGCAGAGGAGCUGAACAAGAAACUGGCCAACAAGGUGGUCUACAACGUUGGCCUGUGCAUCUGCUUGUAUGACAUCACUAAACUGGAGGACUCCUAUAUAUUCCCCGGGGACGGAGCCUCACACACCAAAGUUCAUUUCAGGUAUGUUGUUUUUCACCCAUUUCUCGAUGAGAUCCUUCUUGGCAAGAUCAAGUACUGCAGUCAAGAGGGAGUUCAUGUGACCAUGGGCUUCUUUGAUGACAUUCUCAUUCCACCAGAGUCGCUUCAGCAGCCUGCAAAAUUCGAUGAAGCAGAGCAAGUUUGGCUUUGGGAAUACGAGACGGACGAGGGGGCCCAUGAUCUCUACAUGGACCAGGGAGAGGAGAUCCGAUUUCGGGUGACAGAUGAAGUCUUUGUGGACACGUCGCCAACGGGGCCGACCGCUGCGGCGACAGACACGCCGGCUCAACCGGGACAGUCGACGGCGCCGCCACCAGAGGACAGCGGAGAAAAGAAAGAGGCACCAUACACUCUGAUUGGGACCAUCUGUGACCCGGGGCUGGGGCUGCUGUCAUGGUGGAACAGUUAGCACUGCAGGAAGAAGAGGAAAAAGAAGAAGAAGAAGAAGGAGGAGGAAGAGGAAGAAGGAGACAUUUGGUGGUACCUGACAGCUCGACCACCACGACUGAUCGUAGAGGCGAGAGACGGCCGGCUGGAGACACAAAACCCAGUGUGUUGGGGACAGAAGUCGAGACACAAAGUCGAGCAGCGCUCUGAACCAAGAUGUGAUGUCACAUUGAGACUUUUUUUGUUUUGUUUUUUAAAUACUGCCCUGAACACGCCAGCUUCAUGUGUACAUUGACCCUAUAUUUAAAAACAGGAUAAUUCAGUGGACAUUAACAUUAAUUUGGUAUAUUUCACAUGAAAUGUUGACUCCCAAUUCAAAAGAUUUAGGUCAUUAAUCAUUGGAAUCAAUGUCAUCGCUACUUUGGUAUGAUGGUCGGACAUACACAGGUCACAAAAUCAGCUCAAAGUAGUGUUGUUGAACACUGAGCAGCAUCUGUCAGGGAUGAAAACAAACGCGGUGCCUAAUGAUGCAACAACUUAACAACACUCUUGAGGUUUAAGGUUCGAGAAAUAAGGGUGAGUGAUAUUUUUGUUGAUAGGAAUCAGACCCACAGGACAAUUUCUAAGUCAUUUGUACCAUCCAUAUCUAAACAAAGGUAACAGUGCAACUAU